Messenger RNA from Rhineura floridana, 641 nucleotides. RefSeq names its product DNA polymerase epsilon 4, accessory subunit (gene POLE4). Gene Ontology annotation, cellular component: epsilon DNA polymerase complex; nucleus. Bases 35 to 400 code for a protein of 121 amino acids. Gene Ontology annotation, molecular function: protein heterodimerization activity. The transcript has 4 exons. The record is from RefSeq and is a predicted model, not a curated record. Lineage: Eukaryota; Metazoa; Chordata; Lepidosauria; Squamata; Rhineuridae.
GGCGCGGCGCAGGCGCACUCGGCGGCGGGCUAAGAUGGCUGAAGCGAAUGUCCUGGCCGCGGGUUCGACGGAGGAGGAGUCCGAGCCGGCCCCGGCAGUCGCAGCAGCAGCAGCAGCAGCAGCCGCCGCCGCCGCUAUGCCGCCGAGCGUGGCCCGGCCAGCCCGGCUGCCUCUGUCUCGGGUGAAGGCGCUGGUCAAGGCCGACCCAGACGUCAGCCUGGCCAGCCAGGAGGCCGUCUUCAUCCUGGCGCGCGCUGCGGAGUUGUUUGUGGAGACCAUAGCCAAAGAUUCCUACAUUUAUGCCCAGCAGGGGAAGCGGAAAACUCUCCAGAGAAAAGACUUGGAUAAUGCCAUAGAAGCAGUGGACGAGUUUGCGUUUCUGGAAGGUACUCUGGACUGAAGUGAGCAAACAGGAAUCCCUGGAAGGAGAGAGAUAAACAGAGGCUCCUGUGCAGAAAGUGCUUGCUCAAGGACAUGAAGGGCCUGCCUCUGUUGGCCAAACCCCUUGGAUUUGAAACAGCCCUGAAUCGUGGAACUCUGUUGUAGACUGCUUUGUAUAUACCAUAACCCUAGUGGUUGCUAUGAAGUCCGCAUGUUGUUAGUUUUUUACUCUAAAUACAUACAUCUUUUUUCCAAACUUA